AUGUGUACUCUGUGGGAUGGUUAUGCUAAACAAGUAUACGACUACAGUAUGAGUAACAUGUCCAUUAUGAUAAUUUGUAUUAUCAGGUUCUGUUCUAUUAAAGAGUGGAAAGGGGUUUACUCCAUAUCUAGCGGGUUUAAUUCCACCCAAAUUUUGCUAAACCCAACGUGUUCAUUGGUUGAUGAGUUUAAAUUGUGUCUUCCUGAUGAUUCACUUGCUAUUACAAAUAAGGAUAGUAGCCAAUGGAGUGUUGCUAGUGCUACAUCUGUUCGUGCCCGGUUUUUUGUUCUUAAUGAGAGGCUAACAAUAAGAGAUAUCGUUGACAGUACUCUGGUUGGAACUUUUGUCACCUUGGGGACUAUUGAAAACAUAGAUACUGAGCGUGGUUGGCAAUAUCUAAGUUGCAAAUACCACAACAAAAAAGUUAUGCCUACAACCAAUGUUGAUGAUGACAACCGUCCCUUGUUCUACUGUAAUACAUGUGAUAAAGAACACAUUGAUGUCAUUCCGAGGUUUAAAUUAAUUGUCCACGUUAAAGAUGAUACCGGUGAGGCAAACUUUCUUUUGUUUGAUGGCAAUGCUCAAGUGCUUGUGCGUCGUUCUGCCGCUGAACUCUAUGAUGAGAAUCUAGAUGAAGACUUGUUACCAGAAGCUGUUAGCGACCUUUUUGGCAAGAGAAUCCUUUUUGAGGUUUCAGUGGAUGCUGAUAACAUCAAAGGAAAGAGCUCUCAUUAUGUUGUUCGAAUUGCUACUGCUGAUCGUGAACUGAUUGAGGAAUUUGCUGCUUUGCCAGUUAAACAGGUCCUAAUGCUGCAGUCUUCAGAUGAUAUUUCUUCUGAUUCAGGUGGUUUAUCAGGAACUCCAUUGUCUAAAAGAAAAAACCAAGAUGAACAACAGAGUAGCCUAGAGGAUCAACAUUCCGUGAACAAGAAACUUUUUCUAAAGAAAGUCAAGGGAGAGUAA
Molecule: messenger RNA, 963 nt
Organism: Raphanus sativus (radish)
Lineage: Eukaryota; Viridiplantae; Streptophyta; Magnoliopsida; Brassicales; Brassicaceae
Product: replication protein A 70 kDa DNA-binding subunit B-like
Exons: 7
Coding region: 1-963 (320 amino acids)
Source: RefSeq, a predicted model, not a curated record